Molecule: messenger RNA, 3019 nt
Organism: Diatraea saccharalis (sugarcane borer)
Lineage: Eukaryota; Metazoa; Arthropoda; Insecta; Lepidoptera; Crambidae
Source: the annotation of a GenBank genome assembly
GUGUGUCGGCGGCGCGCGUUCGCAAGACGUGUCAGUCGCGUUCCGAAUUUCAAAUUUCGAACGCUUUCGAUCGCGGCGCUUUACGAACUGUUACCGCGCGGACUAUUUUGUGUUUGGACGAUAGUUCUGUUUUGUGUUGUUGUUUUGAGUGUUUCUUUUUAUAAUAUAUUUCAAUUUUUUUUUUAAUUAGAACUCUGACUACGGAAAUAUAUUUUGUGACGGAAUAAUGCCAAAGAAUAUAAGUAACCGGACGAUUGAACGGGUUCAUUUGUAAUACCUGAUUGUUUUCUUUUUAAUUUGUUUGUUUGAUUUUUUUUAUCGUCGUAUGCAGACUAUUUCUAAUGUCACAAGCAGCGAGAAGAACAAUGAUAGCGCACCUGAAGAAACAUGUCAUCUAAACGAAAAUCUCCACCUUCAAAAUUGCAAGAGGGAGCUACAGAAGAGAAGCAGCAACCGGGGCCGGCGCACGACUUCGAACAGGAAUCGGACGAUAACGACCAACAGAUAUACGACAAGUUCUCACCGACCUGUUCCACCAGGAGUUCAAUUAGUGAGGAGGAACCAAACUUCGAAGACGAACGGCCAUCUAAGAAGCAACGUUUCGACUCAUUAGAAAUGACCAACAAUCUUCUAGUCCCAUCGUCUUUCUUAAACUUACACCAAGUAGACUUGCAGCCUCGGAGACGGGGCUCUUCCGAAUGCAGCAGUCCUGGCACCGAGCCUAAGGUCUUGGGUCUUUGCAAUAAUAACAAUUCAUUGCUGAACCACAACAGCGCGUUGUCGCUCGCUCCGCCUCACAAGCGGUCGAUGGAUGACGUCCUGAAGAGAUUAACGUCUAAAAUGAACAAUAGCACUAUCAAAGAAGAGAAGAGGCCAACUCCUUCUACCACGCCCGUCAACAAACAGAACAUGGAUAGAAGAGGGAUGCUGGACGCGGCGGCUCUCCAAGCGUUAGCCGGAGAAAGCGUCCUGGAGAAAGAGAGACAGCUGUCAGAGAUGAUACUCCAGCUGCAGAUGGUGAGGGAACAACUGCUGGCGCAGCAGGAACACGCUAAGAAUAUGGGCAAUGUGACCGCUGAAUUAGAGCUCCAGAGACUCCAACAGGAACAGCUUCGGCGGCAAGAAAUGGUGCGACGUGGUCAGCACGGCUUAUACCCUGGACCGCCGUUGGCUCUCCUGCCGCUGCUGGAACAGAUGCGCCCACAGCAACCUCCGCCACCCAAUGUUUCAUCCCCGUGGCCUGCUACUGCACAGCUGGCACAACUGACGGCGAGUGCUCGUUCCCCUCCUCCUCCCGACCCGGACGCCCCCCUCAACCUGAGCAAGCAGCGGUCACCGUCGCCCGCGCAACCAUCCAUGAUGCUGCCCAGAUUCGUGCCAUACCCACCUAUUGACGAGAGUCCUCAGUACAGCAUCGCUAAAGAGGACGAAUACAAUGCUUCUGUUAAUGCUUCAUGGACUCAAUCUCCGCAAGAAGAAGUGGAUAAAGCUAAAUUGGUGCGUCAGCCACGCCGCGACGAUGCUGGGAAACCACACAUCAAGAGACCAAUGAACGCUUUCAUGGUGUGGGCUAAAGACGAACGCAGGAAGAUCUUGAAGGCCUGUCCGGACAUGCACAACUCCAACAUAUCCAAGAUCUUGGGCGCCAGGUGGAAGGCCAUGUCGAACGCCGAGAAGCAACCUUAUUACGAGGAGCAAUCGAGGCUGUCCAAACUGCACAUGGAGAAACACCCUGAUUACAGAUACCGACCGCGACCAAAGAGGACUUGCAUAGUAGACGGCAAGAAGAUGCGUAUAUCAGAAUACAAGAACCUGAUGCGCUCACGCAGACAGGAGAUGAGGCAGCUCUGGUGCCGGGAUGGGGGCAGCGAGCUUGGUUUCCUACCCACACUGCCCUCUCCGGGCCCAUCUAACUCAUCCCCUCCACCUAACGGAGGCAGCUACAUGAACCCUUCGUUCUCACCGCCACUGUCGCCGCGUGAGGACGAUUGAGGGUCGGCGCGCGGCUGGCCGUACCCGCACGCCGCGCCCCUGUCUCUCCCCCCCUCACACCAUCCUUGGUAAGCUCUAGAUGCUUCUAAAACGUCUACUCGCUCCUACACACUAUAUCGAUUUGCCCAAGCUCCAGAUGUUGCAACAUUCUGGUCAAAUACAUUAAAACGAAUACCCGUCACUAUUAUAUCAGAAAUUUCUAUGUAUUUUUCUCAGUGACGAUUUCGUAUUAUAAACAAUAUGUACUCAAAGUAAAUCCUAUGUACACUCAUAUCAAGAAGGAUGUCAUACUUUUUGUCAUUAGAAUGUUAAGAUUUUUGUGUAUACUGUUGCUGAGUGAUCAUAGAUGACGGAGCACGUUUAAUAAUGUAUUUUAUAAUUAUUGUGCCAGUGUCUAAAUUGGAUCUCUCAUUUAUGAUACCAACAUUUUGUAUUAUGAGAUUAUUCCAUUAGUGAUAAUUUAAGGAAAUCUUAAGUAUGGACAACUGUAUCAUCUAUAAUAUCGUAGUAUUGUUAAGGCGUAACUAUGCGCCACUUUUAGUGAAAUUGCUAUGUACAUUUUAAAAGUAAUAACUACCGUGAAGCGAAAGCUUUAUUACGUUAUGUUUGUUUAUAUUAUUAUUGAUAAUAACCCUUUUUUGCACUUAAAAUAAUACACAGUUAACAGGAACCAAUAUUACUUAAGAGAUCAAAUAAAAGGUAAAUUAAUAUUUUUCAACAGUGAAUAGCUUUACACCCUGGUGAAAGGAAAAUUAAUAAUUACUUUUUGAUAUAUCACAGUUCGAAAUGCGAACUAUCACAUCACAAAAUACUUUUUUAAUGCAUAAAUAAAAAACUAGUACAGAGGAAUAGUAUGGAGUAUAUGUGAGUUUAUAACUUCCUAUCUAUUAAAUUUUAUUAUAACUGUCAAUAUCUGCACUCGACUGUACACAAGUCGCAAAUCUGUUUUAUUUUUUCUUUUUUUGGUGUCUCUUUAAAAUUGUACCAUUUGGCAUUUUUCUGAAGUGCAUAUUUAUCAUAUUAAACC